GAAUUCGGAUAUUAUUUAGACUUCAAUUAUAUGAAUACAUUAAAAUUUUCUCACUUUUAUACACUUAUAUACAAGAGAAAAAAAAAAAAUCAAGAACGAAAACUACUCCGCCGGUGACAAUCUCUCCUCCGCCAAUGCCAAUAUUCUUUCAGAGCAAUACGUAUUCGUCGAUCCCAACAUCUAUCUGCCAAAAUUUUUAGGUGGCGGGUCGGUAACCUAAGAAAAUAUAUUAUGCGAAGUUACUAGGUUGGACGAUAGGCGUCAAAGUCUCCAUUUUUUUAUAAAAUUGAGCACCUGACAUUUGCCUUCUGCAUAUCAAAGGCAUCACGAAAGAGUACGCUCCACUGCUUUCCCCAGUUUAAAACGACCUCAACAUUCCCUUCUCUCCACAAAAAAACCCCAGCUUUUCCCUUAUCCUCAUUUUCCGACUACCUUGCCGCCGGCAUCGGCCAAAUGCCGCUACUUCCGUCUCCAUGCCUCAGCUUCACGGCCUAUCGAGACUGGUGCUACAAACGCUCCUUCAUAUCCGCCGGACUCCGCCUCACCGUCCUCCACCUCCAGGCAGGUCAAUCCACCCUCUGUUGCUGGACCCCUCGCCAUCCCGACCCCCAAACUCGUCCCUCCCUUGUCCUCCUCCACGGCUUCGGUGCCAACGCAAACUGGCAAUGGUCCUCCUACCUCCGGCCUCUCAUCAACGCCGGCUUUGACCUCUACAUCCCGGACCUUCUAUUCUUCGGUGGAUCCUACACAACCCGAUCGGAUCGCAGUGAUAGCUUCCAGGCCGAGUGCGUCAUGGCGGCGAUGGAGGCGAUGGGGGUGAAUCGGAUCCGGGCGGUGGUUGGGGUUAGCUAUGGAGGGUUUGUCGGGUAUCGGAUUGCGGCGAUGUUUGAGGCGAUGGUGGAGAGGGUGGUGUUGAUCUCUGCCGGGGUGUGUUUGGAGGAGAAGGAUUUGAGGGAAGGGAUGUUUAUGGUGGAUGAUCUGGAGGAGGCAGCGAGUAUUUUGUUGCCGCAGACGCCGGAGAGGCUUCGGCAGCUUAUUCGACUCUCGCAUUGCCGGCCGCCGCCGGCUUUGCCGACGUGUUUUUUGUCGGACUUUAUACAUGUAAUGUGCACAGAUUAUGUGGAUGAGAAGAGGGGAUUGAUUUUCGCUUUAAUCAGGGACAGGAAGCUUUCAGAUCUUCCAAAGAUUUCUCAGCCAACGCUAAUUAUUUGGGGAGAGCAAGAUCAGAUAUUUCCUUUGGAGUUGGGACACAGAUUGAAAAGGCAUUUAGAGGAAAACUCCCAGCUUGAAGUCAUAAAAAACGCAGGCCAUGCUGUUAAUCUCGAGAAGUCCAAGGAAUUGUGCAAACUUUUGAAAGCAUUCGUCUUACAUUCAUCCGAACAAGAAUACAGCAAACGUAAGGGUAGAAAAUGGCAUUCUGCAACCAAGUAUGCUGGCGAGGGUGUGAAGAAAUUUGCUGCAAGUCUUCCUUUGCUAUCAGGACAGCGAGAGAAGGCUUGAAGACUUCACUUGUUGCGGCCUGCAUAUUGUUGUGAAUGAUAAAGAAUGUAAUUUAUAACACAUGCAAGAUGUGACAUCAGCCGGAUGUGGCAGAUACCUCAUCGAUUCAAUUGGUUGAUUUAUAGAUGGAAAAUGUUUUUUAUAAAGCUGAGUACUUUUUUGUUUUU
Messenger RNA from Dendrobium catenatum, 1667 nucleotides. RefSeq names its product 2-hydroxy-6-oxononadienedioate/2-hydroxy-6-oxononatrienedioate hydrolase. NCBI's taxonomy places the organism in Eukaryota, Viridiplantae, Streptophyta, Magnoliopsida, Asparagales, Orchidaceae. The coding region runs from base 454 to 1500 and encodes 348 amino acids. The transcript is spliced from 5 exons. The record is from RefSeq and is a predicted model, not a curated record.